GUACAAGACACAAUGCCCGGCACACUAUCCUCAACCAGCUGCAUGCCAUGCAAAGUGCAGAAACGCAAGGUAUGGAAAACCCAUCUCACAGUGACGCAGCUUGCUUUGGUAAUGUGCUCCUAACCACAGUCAAAUCCCAGUGUGACCAGACCUGGCCGGUUUGCAAAGCCUGCGAACGAAAGAACAUCCAGUGCCCGGGGCCCAGCUCCCUGCUCAAAUUUGUUCACGGAGGCCCACGUGCAGAUCAUAAGAGUUCUCGAGUAGAGCCUUUCUAUCAAGGAACCGUCUCUGCAUCAGAUACGGAUGCACCGGCCGGUAUCAAGGAAAAGAGGAAAGCCGUCUUCACCGGUAGGGGCUCGAGUAGACGCGUACACGGAUACCAAAGUGCUUUCCGUUUAGCUCCGCGUCCUGUGCCAACGUCUCAAGCAGAGCGGAUUGGAUCGCAGCUGGUCAACCAUCUUCAAAGCCGCCCAAUUACUGAUAUGGUCUUGAUGGGAUUUCUUCCAGAUCUACCUAGGUAUCUACCGAGGAGCAAAACGCUACAGGACUCAGUGAGCCUGUUGUGUUUGCUUUGGACUAACUGCCGCCGAGGCAUUCCGGCUGCUUUAUCUGUCGAUAUGCCUGAAUAUGGAAAGGCCAUUGGGAGCUUGCGGCGUACCUUGGAGAGAAGCAAAAAGAUGACCCUACAAACCUUGGCAUCUGCGGCGAUUUUGGGUCGCCUAGAGUACUCAUUUCUACCAUCCAGCGGUUUAAUGAGGUUUGGGGUUCAUCCCCGGGGAAUUUCGAUCAUGACGCAGCAACUAGGGCCGCCUGGUAGGGAUGAUGUAGUUUAUGCGGCUAUUUUAAGAGAGACAUACAAAGUGUUGACUCCUUAUUGGUUUUUCACCGGCGACAAUGUCUUCUUGAAUGAAAAGCAAUGGAAACAACCUAUCCAAAAGAACAUUCUUCAAAAGAUCGGAUCCAGUAGCCUAGAACCCCACGAGUUCGCUGCCAUGGAGGUAGCUGCACGCCAUUUCGGCGGGAUGUAUGACCAGCUCUGCGAGUGCCAUCGGAUUAGAUCAGAGCCACACCAGCCGGCAGCAAUCGAGGAUAGUCAUGGCGCUAUCAAAUAUGCCCGUGACCUUGAAGAGGCUGCCGCUGCGGCAAAUACUGAUCUUUUACGCGCUGCUAUUCAAUCCGGGGAUGUGGAGGAGGUGGUCGACCAAAACUCGUUGCCCAAGACGAGCUACAUGAUAUCAAACAUCCACCUGGGUGAGAUUCUACUCUUGUCGCUCCGGGUCCAGUUUCUCAAUUUAAGGAUUUACUACGACUGGGCUGUUUUGUAUGACCUACCACAAGCGGAUGAAUUGUACUCUAGACUGAAGGAUCUUGCGGUUGAGUCGUGGAAGUACAUCGGCUUUCUGCGCGGCAUCGAGCUCUUUGACGCGACGAUGUUGUCACCCGCCUUGUGGCCUUCUCUGGAGCUUGCGACUGAAGCUGAGAGGCAGUAUUUGAUGGAUUUCUUUACAGAGAUUGACAAUUUCCGGCAUACAACGCCAAAGGAUAAAAAGGAAGAAGAGAUGAGGAUUCUAUCAUAUACGGCUAUCAUCACGGGUCGCAAGAGUGCCAAGAACGACCCGAAUAGU
Molecule: messenger RNA, 1625 nt
Organism: Clonostachys rhizophaga
Lineage: Eukaryota; Fungi; Ascomycota; Sordariomycetes; Hypocreales; Bionectriaceae
Source: the annotation of a GenBank genome assembly